Molecule: messenger RNA, 1063 nt
Organism: Dicrocoelium dendriticum
Lineage: Eukaryota; Metazoa; Platyhelminthes; Trematoda; Plagiorchiida; Dicrocoeliidae
Source: the annotation of a GenBank genome assembly
GAUCCGUUUUCCUCCACGUUUUGGUGGCGUCCAGUGACAGAACACUUUACCUCUAGGUACACCUACUGAUUUGUCACAAUGUCGUAUAUGUUGUCUCACCUGACGAAUGGGUGGCAAGUGGAUCAAGCAAUUUUGUCAGAGGAAGACCGUGUUGUGGUGAUUCGCUUUGGUCACGAUUGGGAUCCUUCCUGUAUGGUGAUGGACGAAACACUGUUCAAGAUUGCCGAAGCAGUGAAAAAUUUCGCCGUCAUUUACCUGGUCGAUAUAACUAAGGUGCAGGAUUUCAACAAAAUGUACGAACUAUAUGACCCGUGUACUGUCAUGUUCUUUUAUCGCAACAAACAUAUUAUGAUUGAUCUUGGCACGGGAAAUAACAAUAAGAUUAAUUGGCCCAUCGAAGAUGGGCAAGAACUUGUGGACAUAAUCGAGACUGUGUAUAGGGGAGCCCGCAAGGGCAGGGGUUUGGUAGUGUCUCCAAAGGACUAUUCUACCAAAUAUCGGUACUAAAUUGCGUUUUGCUCUCACUGCACCUGUACAUUCUACUCUCCUCUUGGUUUCAUAAUAUUUUUGAGUAGCUGCGUUGCUAAGAAUAUAGUAUUUUUUCUCAACCGCUUCUGAUUCCCCUUUUCCACAACUUGUCACCGGUGUAUCCCGCAGGUGUAUUGCUCAGUACCAAUGUGGCAAACUUGUAACGUUGUUUUUGCGAUAAUCGGUAUCUCGAACCUCAUUGCCCCGUAAAUCUUUCUAUGUUUAAUUUCACACCUUUUGGAAAAUCUUCCUUUCGCUUAUGUCACUUUCAUUCUCCUGGCUUCUCGCUAUCUAUGGAAGAGUCCUUAAGGGAGUUUUUGGCACUUUAAAAAUCUCCACCACGGCAUUUUUCUGUUGGCCAACUCGUAGUCCACACUGAGUUUCCCUAGUUUUCUACCAGAAAUGUACAUCCUAAUGUUCUUUACGUAUCAUUCAGCAUUAUGUGUAGCACCAUGAUACGUCGAGCUAGUUCUUCUUCGGCUCUGCAAUUAUUGGAAGUCGCCUUCGUUUCACCCUGCCGCUACUCAAUCAUCGA